Molecule: messenger RNA, 579 nt
Organism: Lasiosphaeria miniovina
Lineage: Eukaryota; Fungi; Ascomycota; Sordariomycetes; Sordariales; Lasiosphaeriaceae
Product: Flavinator of succinate dehydrogenase-domain-containing protein
Exons: 2
Biological process (GO): mitochondrial respiratory chain complex II assembly; protein-FAD linkage; tricarboxylic acid cycle
Cellular component (GO): mitochondrion
Source: RefSeq, a predicted model, not a curated record
GCAUCACGGUACCAGAGCAGCAGCACCAGCCAGCCGACCCAGAACGCUCCCGGCGCUGCCCGGCAGGACCUCGAGGUCGGCGAGCUGCAGGGCGCCUCGUUCAAGGUCGAGCCGCUGCGGCGGACGGGCGAGACCCCCGCGACGAUGCGCGCGCGCCUUCUCUACCAGUCCCGCAAGCGCGGCAUCCUCGAGUCGGACCUGCUGCUCUCGACCUUUGCCGCCGCGCAGCUAGAGCACAUGACGCCCGCACAGCUGGUGCAGUACGACCUGUUUCUCGACGAGAACGACUGGGACAUUUACUACUGGGCCACACAGGACGCACCCCCAUCUUCAUCCUCGGAAAAAACACCGCCAGGCGUGCACCACGAAGGCGCUAAGGAUAGCAAUGAUGUCGUGGCCCCGCCGAACCCGCGCGCCGGCGAGUGGGCGCAGACGGUCGGCACGUUCAAGCCGGCGUACCGGCCGGUGCCGGCGCGCUGGGCCGGCAGCGAGGUGCUGGCGCUGCUGCGCGCGCACGUCAAGGCGCGGUCGGCGGCGGGCCGCGGCGGCAUGGCGUUCAUGCCCAGCUUGGAUAAGUAC